Messenger RNA from Annulohypoxylon maeteangense, 2143 nucleotides. Its product is annotated as sugar transporter. Bases 357 to 1997 code for a protein of 546 amino acids. Gene Ontology annotation, molecular function: carbohydrate:proton symporter activity. The record is from RefSeq and is a predicted model, not a curated record. The transcript is spliced from 6 exons. Gene Ontology annotation, cellular component: membrane. Lineage: Eukaryota; Fungi; Ascomycota; Sordariomycetes; Xylariales; Hypoxylaceae. Gene Ontology annotation, biological process: carbohydrate transport; transmembrane transport.
UCUAGGGCAAGAAUUCAACGAUCUGAAUGGUGGAUUAAAACAGACAAUAGUCAGCUAAGUUGGACAGGGUCUCGCGAUGGACAUGGAUUUAAUUGAAGGGGAUAUGGUUCCUUACCCCAGACUUCCCCAACCCCCACAUGAUACCCCGAUCUCUCCAUUCGAUCGGUCAACCGUGGAUGCGGAGGCGAAAAUAUCGAAUAGUAUACGAUGCCAGGUACUAGAAGGGCUCAAAUGCAUAUAAGCAGUGCAUUUCCCCAAGUUCUGUCCCGAGCCUACUACACUUCAUGUAUUCGCGCCCAUACACAGUCUGUCGCCCAAUUCGUCCAGUCACCUUGGAUACUAGGUACUAGGUAGAUAUGGCAACUCAAUCACACAUUGGAAGUGCCCAAAAGGUGGCAGACCAGGAGUUAGAGGAGAAGCUAGGGCAUACCGCUAUUCUCGACGCCAAGCAAGCCACUGAUGAUGAGCAUUCCCAGACUCUAUGGCAAGGUCUACGAGAAAACCGGAAGGCUGUUAUGUGGUCAAUUCUGCUUUCCAUGACCAUUGUAAUGGAGGGUUACGAUGGCAUUCUCAUCGGUAAUUUCUUUGCCUAUCCCGAAUUCCAGAAGAAAUUCGGGCGAUACUUCGGCGAAAGGAUCGGCUGGCAAGUCACGGGUGAAUGGCAGACGGCUCUAAAUAUGGGGAGUACCGCCGGUGCUGUGGUUGGUGGAUUAAUCAACGGUUACGUGGCUUCCAGAUUCGGGUAUCGGUGGACUUUGAUCAUAUCCUUAGGUUUACUCAAUGCCUUCAUCUUCGUCGUCUUCUUUGCUCCCGGUAAGGAGGUGCUGCUCGUGGGUCAGAUUCUUUGCGGGUUGUCUUGGGGAGUUUUCGCAACGCUAGCGCCCGCGUAUGCAUCCGAAGUCUGCCCUACCAACUUACGUGCAUACCUUACUACUUAUGUCAACCUUUGCUGGGCUAUUGGACAACUCCUUGCUACCGGAGUACUUCGUGGAUGUCUUCAUAUACAAGGCGAAAUGGGUUAUCGUAUUCCAUUUGCCAUUCAAUGGCUAUGGCCAAUUCCACUUAUGGUGGUGUGUUACUUGGCGCCAGAGAGUCCUUGGUGGCUUGUUCGUGCGGAUCGUCUCGACCAGGCCAAGCAUUCCAUAGUAAGACUAAGUGGCGAGAAAACCAGCGACCAGAUAAAUAACCAACUUGCUAUGAUGGUACACACUAUUCGAAUAGAAGCUGAAGCGACAGAGGGAGCUACUUACCUCGAUUGUUUCAAAGGUCCGAACCUAAGGCGUACGGAGAUCGUCUGCGUUGCAUUCAUGGGGCAGAUUCUUUCUGGAAGCAGUUUCGCCUAUACGCCAACUUAUUUCUUCACCACUGCUGGUAUGGAUACUGCGCAGGCAUUUAAUCUAAGUCUAGGAGCGAAGGCUAUUGCUUUCACAGGAACUGUAUUAUCAUGGUGGCUCAUCUCAUACUGGGGUCGACGACCCUUGUAUGUUUGGGGCAUGGGCUUACUAUCUCUAAUCCUAAUUCUAAUUGGAGUCUUGGAUGUCUCUGCUGGUAAAAAAGGUCUCUGGCCAUCCGGAGGGCUCUGUGUUCUUUGGCUUUUUGUCUACUCUCUUACAAUUGGACCUCUAGCCUACAGCAUCAUCGCAGAAACCUCUUCUGUCCGCCUACGACCUCUUUCAGUCGUCCUUUCUCGUACGUCUUAUCAGCUUGUCAACAUCAUCUCACAGUUCUUUCAGGCGUAUAUGAUGAAUCCUGUUGAAUGGAACUUCCUUGGUAAAACUGGAUUCUUCUGGGGCGGCACUGCCUUUUGUGUUUUCAUCUGGUCUUACUUCCGUCUGCCCGAGGUAAAAGGUCGGACAUACGAAGAGCUUGAUAUCCUAUUCAUGAAGGAGGUCCCGGCACGCAAGUUCGCGUCCACACACGUUGACGCAUACGCUGCUGCCGUUUCAAUUGGCCCGGAUGAUAAAUUGGAGAUUGAGCAGAAGAAUUCUUCAACGUAAGCUUGUCAAGACUUAAUGGUUGGGCAGAUCUGCAGUUUGCGGCACGUACAUAAAUCCCACAACGAAAGACCCCCACUAUAUACACUAGGACAAAGACUUCCAAGCUGUGCCUAGCUAGAUAGGUAUGUGAUAGUAUGAAAGUUUUU